AUGGCCGCCCUCUGGUGCACGGCCAGGCCAACGGCGCAUAGAGCACAUCGUCGUUCGAGAAGCCUCGCUUUGACGCUCGCUACGCACACAGCGGUGAAGGGGCCGAGGAAGGCAAGAACCCGCCCGCCUGCUUCAGCCGGAGGGCCCGUUCCUUCUACGGCUUCUCCUCUGUCUUCUGACUGCGGCCUCACACAGCGGAAUGGAUGCGGCUAUACCGCAUCGUAUCGCUAUCGUGAGAACUGUGCCCGACGCGCCCCCGUCGCUGAUCGCUCGCAUGAAGCGAGACGCGAGAACCGAGCGCUGACGCCCGUUCCGUUCCAUCACGCUCAAUGCAUCACUGUGACGCCUCGAUCCGACAAAGUUACAGCUUGGAAAAACUCGAGAGAACAUCUGCCAUUUCUUCGACAAUCGGGUAGCGGCACCACAGCGGACUGGUGUCCUGGUCAUCGUCCACCAGUCGUCGUGGACGCACUACCGUUCCCUGUCCAUGUCCCUGGCAUAACCCUACAUACCGCAAGGCUCACUCGGCAGCACCGCAACCCAGGUCCCAGUCGUUCCUGGUUCCUAGCUCAGUUCCCUCGUGACCACCGACCGUGGCUGCUCGCUAGACGCCCAAGCAUCGCGCAUCAGCCUUGGACCCCACCCGCACUCAAUGCCGUCGCUGCUUUCGAAAAGCGCCCCACUCCUGCUGAGAACAAAGUCUGGAACAGUUUGAGGCAGCAUGGUGCCGCUUGA
This is a messenger RNA of Paraphaeosphaeria sporulosa, 735 nucleotides long. RefSeq lists its product as uncharacterized. The record is from RefSeq and is a predicted model, not a curated record. Lineage: Eukaryota; Fungi; Ascomycota; Dothideomycetes; Pleosporales; Didymosphaeriaceae. The transcript has 2 exons. Bases 1 to 735 code for a protein of 244 amino acids.